AUGGAGGUCGUCAACCAUCACGAGGGGCUACAAGUCGACGAAGGUCGCUAUCCUUCCCCUCAGCAGCAUUACCCUUCGGCAAACCCACCAUAUCCCUAUCCCGAGAGAACACCAGAGAGUGGUCUGAUCCCAUCUACGUACCACGGCACGCCAUCACCCAAACCCGAGUAUCAAUCAGUUCAUCAGGUUGUCCCUCCUCAGAAGGUGCCCCAGAGAAGGCCUGCGUGGCUCAUACCAGCACUGCUUGGCGGCCUGAUCGCUGCAUUCAUCGUCGGAGGCGCUGUGGGCGGCGGGCUGGGUGCGACACUCUCGCAAUGUCGAAGUCAAUUAAGCUCCGAAAGCACGACUCCCUCACCAACAGAAGCAGUGCCAGCAGUCCCAUCCUCCUGCUCCAAUACUUCAGCCCCGACGAUUAGUAACGGACUACUCCUGGACUACGAGCCCCCAGCAGCCACAGAGAUCUACAAUGUCAAGGUAGACUGCGCCAAGUUGAACUCCUCGUUGCAGAUUAGCCAGUUGAAGGACAAGUACGUGGUGCAAUGCUCCAUGGACUACCCUGGCGCAACCUACUCGGACGGAGACAACAAAUUCUGCCUUGCCGACAUUGCCGCGCUACGGGCGUACUCGUUCCAAGAUUGCAUCGACGCCUGCUCCUCGACCUCGAGGACGUCGUUCAGCUUGCGCAUGGGCGUGAAGUGCAAGUCUGUGACCUUUGGUCGGACGAUGAAGGGCCAGAACUCGAACUGCUGGCUCAAGAACGGGACACUGAUCGAUGGCCAAGGCAUUUCAGAUGACCAGUUUGUGAGCGCGCGCUUGAAAUAA
Molecule: messenger RNA, 822 nt
Organism: Microdochium trichocladiopsis
Lineage: Eukaryota; Fungi; Ascomycota; Sordariomycetes; Xylariales; Microdochiaceae
Exons: 2
Coding region: 1-822 (273 amino acids)
Source: RefSeq, a predicted model, not a curated record